Messenger RNA from Pieris macdunnoughi, 1209 nucleotides. Lineage: Eukaryota; Metazoa; Arthropoda; Insecta; Lepidoptera; Pieridae. The record is from the annotation of a GenBank genome assembly.
AUGGAAAACCCAAAUUCUCCCGAACGCACAGCCCCGAUACAACAUGUACGCAUUUCACGAGCUUUUCGUCAAUUUAAAAAUCCACCGCAGCCUCAUAUGUGUAUACAAGAUACAAUAAAAGAUUCUACUGAAAAGCUGUUCAUCAAUGUUUUGGGAUGGCAGAAAAUUGCAAAUCCGAAGCAAUAUUCUGAUCCUAUACCUUUGUACGGCGGAAUGCAGGUGCAUCAUGCUCUGGGUCCAAAUAGUAGCAGACCGCCGCUUUUGGUGUUUGCUGUGAUGGUUAAUCCAGAAAUUUUAAAGGCUAAUGGAAAAAAUGCUUCAAAUCCGAGUGAUCGAGAUGCAUUAGUGAGUCUCCUUUGUGACUUUGUGGAAGCGAUGAAUCCAGGAUUAGUGCUAGCAAGAAAUCCACUUAUAAUGAAAGACAGGGAUCUUGCUGGAGAGCUGAAGGAUGUGUGGCUUGCUGUACAGAAUAAGAGAGAACGAGAAAAAGGAUUGUCUCAAGAUGUUAUGUAUAAGGUUUAUGAUAUUGAUGGUAUUGGCAAUGAUGAUGUUAAUGAUGAUGAAAGGAAUAACAGCAAACAUGAUAAAGAUUGUGAUGGUAACUCUCCCAACAAGAGUCAAGCUUUUGACAAGAAAAAUGUUAAGUCUUCUAAACAAAUACUUAUGAAUGCCGGUCAAAAGUCUGAAUUUGAUUCUGGAAUGAACAAUUGCCAACUGAAUCAAAAUAGUCCAAGCAAAGACAACAGGUGUGCAAACACGGAUGCUGAUACAACAUACUGUACAUCAAAAUAUGGACAAAUAGUUUCCAGCAGAGAAAAUCACAAUCAAAUUAAUGAAAUACAACAAAAAAUAACAUCAAAUGAUACAAAUCCCUCGAGCUCAUUUAGAAAAGACUGCAAUUCAGUAAACAGUAAUACAUCACAAAGUUGGGAUGAAUUUUCAAAAAGAAGCAUGUCGUCAAUGAAAGCAGAAGAAAGGAAAAAAGCUAAAUCAAAAGAAAAUACAUGGAGCAAUGGAAAAACACAUUAUGACUUCUUCCCAGUUUUCAACAACAAAAGUAACGAUAGUGAGGACUCUGAGAGUAUAAAAGACAGAAGUAAAGAAGACGAUUCUAACGUAAUUAUAGAUCCAAUGCAGAAGCUAGUUCUGCAUUCGACUGAUAAUAAAAUUUGUGAUAAUAAAUCAAGAGCUCGCUCAUUUAGUACAUAA